This is a messenger RNA of Populus trichocarpa (black cottonwood), 1603 nucleotides long. Its product is annotated as 1-aminocyclopropane-1-carboxylate oxidase homolog 1. The transcript has 3 exons. The coding region runs from base 135 to 1247 and encodes 370 amino acids. NCBI's taxonomy places the organism in Eukaryota, Viridiplantae, Streptophyta, Magnoliopsida, Malpighiales, Salicaceae. The record is from RefSeq and is a predicted model, not a curated record.
CCCGAAACAAAACUAAAUUCGUGGUGGCAUGCUCAACAACUGCACCGACCUUACAAAAAUCUCAUCAAAAUGGCUACUGGCUUGCUUUAAGAAAGUCUAAAUUGGCAAUUUUCUUUAUAAUUAAAUAAUAUGAAAUGGCGGUCACCGCAGAUUCAACCACCGGAGUUUCUGCAACCUACGACCGGUACCAAGAAAUCAGAUCCUUUGAUGAAUCAAAAUGCGGUGUCAAAGGCCUCGUCGAUGCUGGCAUCACCAAGGUGCCGCGAUUUUUCAUCCGGCCACCGGAGGAUAUUGCCGCGGAUGACAUAAAUACCGGCGAAUGGAUCAAUACCCAGUUCACCAUUCCUGUCAUAGACCUUAAAAACAUGGACAGUCGAAGAGCUGAGGCGGUGGCCGGAGUCAAGCGGGCAGCAGAGGAGGUGGGUUUCUUCCAGGUGGUGAACCAUGGUAUGGAAAAUAGGGUGUUGGAGGAGAUGUUGGAGGCGGUGCGCGGGUUCCACGAGCAGCCAAGGGAGGUAAAGGAGGAGUACUAUAGCAGAGAGAUGACGAGGAAGGUGAAGUAUGUUAGUAAUUUUGAUUUGUACAAGUCAAAGUAUGCUAAUUGGAGGGAUACUCUGUUUUGUGUUAUGGGACCUGACCCACUUGAUCCACAAGAGUUGCCUCUGGUUUCCAGAGAUAUAAUGAUGGAGUACUCGAACAAAGUUUGCAAAUUAGCAACAGUUUUGUUUGAGUUACUAUCUGAGGCACUUGGACUCAAGUCUGACCACCUCAAAGAGAUGGAUUGUGUGAAAGGACAUGCUCUGCUGAGUCACUAUUAUCCAGCAUGUCCGGAGCCCGAGUUGGCUAUGGGCACCACGAAGCACUCUGACCCUGAUUUCCUCACCAUCCUACUUCAAGACGAUAUCGGUGGACUCCAAAUUUUUCAUCAGAAUCAUUGGAUAGAUGUUCCUCCUGUUCAUGGAGCUCUAGUAGUGAACAUUGGAGAUCUUUUACAGCUUAUAUCUAAUGACAAGUUCAAAAGUGUAGAGCACAGGGUGGUGGCCAAUCAUAUUGGCCCUAGAGUAUCCGUGGCUUCCUUUUUCACUCCGCAUCUUUAUCCAUCAACAAGACUGUAUGGCCCAAUCAAGGAAUUGCUGUCAGAAGAAAAUCCCCCCAUUUACUGUGAAAUCACUGUGAAAGACUUUAUCGCCUAUUAUGAUUCAAAAGGAUUGGAUGGGAAUUCUGCACUUCCACACUUCAAGGUGUGAUGGUAGCCACAGAAAUACAAGAAGAUUGGCAGCUCCUUUUAUGGUUCUCAUUGAAUGUUCAUUUACAGUGUCUUUAUCAUGAAUGGAAAACCUCUAAGAAUACAAGUAUGCUGUGAGCUUUUUGUGUACUGUUUUAGCAUCCUUUUCUGCAUAGAGAUCAAUUCUGCGUUCUGGCAGAAGCCAUAUUUUUGGUUUGUCUCUUGUGGGAAUUGGGAUAUGAGUAGGGGAUAUAGUAUAUUUUUCUAGAAUCUGGGCUUCCCUUGUUGCAUGCACUUGAACAGGGGAUAAGUCAUUUGUUUGACUUUCACAGAAUAUUUUAAAAUACAAUUAAGCCUCGAAUGAGGUUAGAUGUGCAA